AUGGCUAGAGUUAAGGAAUUAUUAGAUACUCAUGGUUCCUUUGAAACUACCCCUUCCUUCUUACUUGCUAACGAAGCAAACUUAGAUUCUGGUUUAAGCCCGCUACACUAUGCUGCCUCUCGUGGCCACCUAGAAAUCGUAAAGUUCUUAGUUACCGAAGCCAGUAGUAUUAUAGAUCUUGAAGAUCAAACCGGUGAGACGGCUCUUCUGAAAGCCGCUUACAAUGGACAUGCCGCUAUUGUAGCUUGGCUUUUACAAAUGAGUGCCAAUGUUGAACAAAAAGACAACGAUGGGUGGACUGCCUUACAUAAUGCUUCUGCCCAAGGUCACUUGCAGAUUGUUAAACACUUACUAGUGGAAGCUCAUGCUAAUGUGGAUGUUAAAAGUAACAAAGGGCAUACUCCAUUAAUGAAUGCUGCCUCGAAGGGGCAUGUUGACAUUGUUGAAUAUCUCUUGAGUCGCGGUGGUGCAAACCCCUUUAUUAAAAAUAGUUUUGGAGAAAUCGCUUAUGAUGGAGCUGCUAUUUCUCAUGAAAUAUACAUUUGCGAAUUGUUGGAAAAAGCUGAACGUGAAUGGUGGAAUAAAAAACCGUCAUCACAACUGUUUUCCUCCAGCGACCUUACGCAUACACCAGAUACGAAUCAACCAUAUGAUCUUAAUAUACUUCACUGUGCAGUACCUAUUGUUAUUCAUGAAAAUCAACGAACAUCUUCAUUUUUUGGUCUAUCUAUUCGUGGUUCAUCAAAAUAUUCAGCAAAUAACCUUUUGAAAAGUGAUGUUUGUGGUCCUUGGUCUCAUCAUCCUAGUGGGAGACCUCAAUCUAAAGAAAGCGUUCAAGUUCCAUCAGAAAUAUCAUCAUUAUCAGUUUCAGAUAUUUCAAAUUCAACUUCAUCAAAGCCUUCGCCAAAACGCUGGUAUUGGUUCACUGAUUGGCAAAUUUAUUUUACUCAUCCACGUGUAGACCAGCAAGGAUGGCAAUAUUCUAAAAGCUUUGAUAGUCCUGAUGAAAUGGACUGCAACACCGCAAUCAAACAAUAG
Messenger RNA from Dentiscutata erythropus, 1038 nucleotides. NCBI's taxonomy places the organism in Eukaryota, Fungi, Glomeromycota, Glomeromycetes, Diversisporales, Gigasporaceae. The record is from the annotation of a GenBank genome assembly.